AAUGUUGUUUUAGGUUAUAGUCCUAGAAUACAGUGUAUAUCUCAUCAAAAUAGACAUGGCAGAAAACGGAGAUGAAGAGAUGGAGAUUUCAUCUUUAUCAAGCAAAUUUAUGACACCUAUCCAACGUGCAGAAAGGUUGAAGAUUCGACAAGAAUACAGAAAACUGAUCAGUGAAGUCCAAGACAAAAAGGAAGAAUUUGUAAAACCAGAAAGUGGAGAUUUAUUGGAUCGUGUCAAAAAAGCAAACUCUCUAUUUCAAAGGGUGAAAUCAACGAGGGAGGGAGCUUUAGAUUCACGGUUUAUGGCAUUAUCAGUGUCUAUUGCGGGACAAACAACAAAUCAACUUCAAACAGAUCUUGUGGCAUUUCAACCUGAGGAAUUCAUGGAAAAAUUAGUGACCAGAAUGGAUGGGCGUUAUAUUGGUGAAGAAGAAGAUGAAGUUCAUAUCACUUCAGAAGGAUGGGAAAAUUUCGGACAAUAUUCCUCUAAAUUUUUUUCUAGCGUGAACCCUGUAUUGAAUGUUAUGUCUGGUACAUUUGAGCACAGUGCACUAAGAAGGCGACACACACAGUCUGACCCCAUAGAUAAUGAUACAGGGACUAAAACACAGCCGCAGCACCUUACACAUUUCGAGGGUGAUCGAAAAGAAGCCACACCAGAAGAAAUUGAAAGAGUGCUUGGAGUGAUUCAACAAAUGUAUGAACAAGAUCCAGUCCCAAUAGACUAUUUUGAACUUGUUGUAAAUCCAGAUUCAUUCGGUCAUACUAUUGAAAACAUGUUUCACAUGGCAUUUCUCGUCAAAGAUGGCUUUGUUCGUGUGUUUUUAAAUGAAAAUCAAAUACCAGUUGUUGAGCCAGUCAACCAAAAUGAGGAAGAUAAUACUCAAACCGAAAAAAAAUGUAAUCAAGUCAUGGUAUCAAUGUCAAUGGAUGAGUGGAGGGAAAUUAUUGAUAUUUAUGAACUAGGAGGAAGAGCUCCAUUCAUAGAACCUUCAGAGCCUAAAAGCCCUGAGAGAGCUAAUGGUCCAUCAUCAAAAAGAGUUAGAAGCUGAGUACCUCAGUGCUAAAACUUAUGACUGAGUAUGAGCUGAAAAAUGAUGUGAUAUCACAUUUGAAAUUUAAAGGCAGUUGUGAGCUUAAAAUCGCAACCCUUGUGUUCAACUAUGUUUCAUCAUCUUCUAAGUGUGUUACAUAGCAUGAGUUGGGUGAUCCUGGACUGUAGUAGUUUGCCACAUACAGUAGGACCAAGGUAAUUUGGUAUCUGAUCAUCUGAUGCUAUUUGAUCAGUAUCAAUAAGUCAUCUAGAUUGAUUUAUAUCAUAGAUUUUGAUAAGUGCUUUUAUCCUUGUGUAUGAACUAUUCAGAGAUAGAAUGUAAUACUUGGAAUAUUGUUUCAAAGAUUGUCUUUUUGAUUCAUGUAUGUUAAUGUGUAUCUGAUUUUCCUAUGAAUCGGCCGAUUUCAUGAUGAACUAUAGAGUGAGAUUUUCAUUGAUUUGUAAUGCAGAGUCCAAAUAAAAUAUGAAAUAAUUCUUAUGAUAAAUAUGAAAUUCUUAAUUCUAAACAUACCAUGAUAAAUUGUGCACUUAUCGUCUGAAUGAGUUGUCUAAUUCCAUGUGGUAUUUCUAUCAACCAAUGGGUGGACUGGAACUGAAUCAAUUGGGGCACACUUGACCUAGACGUUUUUAAUUAAUACAAAAGCAAUGAUUUCAGGUGGAUUUAUCAUCCAAUUUGACAUGAAAACUAUAAACAUUUGAUUGUCGUGUUCGAUUGGCAUACAGGCAGGCCAUGGAUAGAAGCUAUUGUUGUGCUGAAUGAAUCACUAUGUAGCCUAUAUUGUUGACAUAGUUUUUUUAUCUUUGGCUGCAACUCUAUAUCAUGCCCAAAAUAUCACACCUUUUAUACAUUGGCCUGAUUUGAGUUAUGUUUUAGUAUCUUUACUCCAAUCCUGCAUUUGAAGGGGUGAAAUGGGUUAUCUUUUCAAUAUCUUUACUGCAAGUUUGCGUUCGAAGGGAUGAAAUGGCCACUUUUUUAUUAAUAAAUUUUGGAAUCAUU
This is a messenger RNA of Styela clava, 2050 nucleotides long. RefSeq names its product non-structural maintenance of chromosomes element 4 homolog A-like. The record is from RefSeq and is a predicted model, not a curated record. Gene Ontology annotation, cellular component: Smc5-Smc6 complex; nucleus. NCBI's taxonomy places the organism in Eukaryota, Metazoa, Chordata, Ascidiacea, Stolidobranchia, Styelidae. Gene Ontology annotation, biological process: DNA repair.